Astrephomene gubernaculifera is the source of this 2471-nucleotide messenger RNA. NCBI's taxonomy places the organism in Eukaryota, Viridiplantae, Chlorophyta, Chlorophyceae, Chlamydomonadales, Astrephomenaceae. The record is from the annotation of a GenBank genome assembly.
GGCAAGCGCAAAAGCUCAUAAGGUUGCAAAUAGUACCCUCGUUGCUUUUCUCCCAGUCGCGCGAAUUCUAACGGACGGACCCGCGCAUAGUGAGUUAGGCUCGCCCAACCUAUGCCAACGGCUUGCCUAUACCUCUCCUAAACCUUGGAACUCCUGUAGCAGCUGCCUAAGACUAUGCAUAGUGCUAGGACUGGUCAUGUCACUAGAUGUGUGCCUCAAGUGAGGUGUUCAUUGGGCUUGCCACCCAUAAUGGUCAACUCCUGCACCGGAAAGAUGGGUCAUUCGGCCGCCGAGUCCCUGGUGAUGCAUGGUUUUCCGCUGAUACCGCACACGUUUAGCGGCCUGUCCGUCGGCGUCGCGGUAAAAAACAUUGGAGUUCGUGGCGUCCCUGUGCAGCUUGUGGGGAAAGCCAAACGCCAGGCCGCCCUUGACUCCCUUAAAAGCCAGUACCCACGCAUGAUGGUUGUCGACUUCACAUUAGCUCAUUGCGUCGAAGACCAUGCACAGUUCUAUGCGGACAACGGCCUGCCCUUCAUAAUGGGCACCACGGGGGGCGACCGGCAGCGCAUGCGGGAGGCGGUGGAGGCGGCCGGAGUGUAUGCGGUGCUGCCUUCCCUGGCUGGAGAGCAGGCGGCUGCCUUCCACGCCCUCCUGACGUCGCUUGCUGCGCCGUUGCCGCCCAACUUCGAGCAGUACGCGUACGAGGCGACGGGCCGGGCGGCAGACGCGGGUGCACUGGACCUACUGGACCCUAGCGCUGCGCCGGAGAUUGCUUGGACGCUACAGCGCAUGGGCAUUCAGUGCGACGAGGCCCAAGUCCACCACAUGCGUGCCGCUCGGCAGCAUCGCAUGGAGGGCCUACUUCACCUGGAGCGCGAGCCGCCUGCAGCUUCCAAACUGCACGUGCUGCAAGGCCGCGGCGCAGCACGCACCUGCCGCCUGACCGCACCCCACCAUGGCGACAGCAGUAUCAGCGGUCGCGGUGCCGCCGGCGGUGCUGGUGCUGAUCAGCCCUCGCUGCUGCUGCGCCAUUACGGCUUGGAUCGAGCUGCGUUUGCGGCGGGAGUGGUGCUGGCGGCGCGCUUCCUGGCGGCACGUGUUGCCGAGGGCGCUGCGCAGCGAGUGUACGACAUGGUGGAUGUACUGCGGGCCGCCGUACUGGAGAGUGGAGAUGGAGGUGGUGGAGGAGGAGGAGGGGGAGGAAGCCAGCAGGAGGUGGGGCAUUCUGCACCCAGGUUCUCGAGCAACAUUCUCUCGGCGGAUCAGUUGGUCAAGGUAACGGCCACGUCGGUUGCUGAAUGACUGACCGGCGCUGUAGUCUCCAGUCGUACUGUCUUGCGGGGUACUGUGCGUGGUUGCCAGUAGCUUGAAGGUUGUUACCGAGCUUACAUGAAGCUAUGUUCAAAGUGUUCGUGCGGGCGGCAUCUUUGCUGGACUGCUGGCGCUUGUAGGUUCAAGCAUGACCUACGGUAUGUCCAGUUCACAACAACGCGUCUGAACCCGAUCCUAUUACCUGUGCUCGUCGCGUGGCAAGGUUAAAGCUGCUAUACAUAGGCCUGCAGCAUGUGUACGUUAGUAAGGAGGCCUUGGUACGGGUAAAAUAGGAUUGUUUGCACGGAAUGUAGUCUUGGCUUGUCGUGUCUGCCGUUGCUCAAAGUCCUUUGGCAUUGUCCAACUCAUGUGAGCCGAGAUGUUGGUAUUGCUUUGUACAGUUAGUUUACUGCUCGCAAUAGGUCAGCCGUGGGUGCCGCGUGGCAACCAACGUGGGUGAGCAGUCCUGCAUUGCCGUACCGUAUAGCGGCGCUGCUGCGGCUACAUCCUGUUGUACACGGGCCCUCAUCCGGAGAUGUCCCCGAUGUGUAUAUUACCCUGUUUUGUCCCCUUUACCUGUCUUUUUUUUGAAGUGCCCACCUUACAUUUGGUUAAUAUUAAUGAGAGGCGUUUGUGUCUAGAUAGGUAUCUGUCAGGGUAAAGGUGCAGUCUGGAGGCAGGGGUUCUAAGUAACAAUACAGGAGGACUAGCAGAAGAUUGUACCAUAUGAGGUCGUGCCCCUGCGCCAUUCCGUUUGGACACCUGUGGGUGUAUGUAGCUAAGGGUUAUGUAGUUCUUUGUUAUCAUCCUCGAUAGUUAAAACAUACACCCGCAUGCUUUGGGCGGGCCUAACCUUGCCAUGCAUCCAUGGCUGUAAGCCUGUAACCCAAGCACAACAACUGGAGGGUGGCUUUUAUUGCAUGAGUCGGAACUAGGAAGGAAGGACUUUGGGCCGGUUGGUGGUACUAAUCUCGGAAGUACUGCUCCAUGUGUGGCUCGUAUCCUGUUUGUUUCAGAUCUUGCCUUGCUAACUUGGUUUGAGACGUGUUGAGAUUGGGCCUAUGUACGUGUGCUAUGCCAGGCUUAUGUCACAACACCGUACAAACUUACACCUACAGCAUCACCAGUACAACAUGGUGAGGGGUCUUGAGCAGCCCACA